This is a messenger RNA of Menidia menidia (Atlantic silverside), 1281 nucleotides long. NCBI's taxonomy places the organism in Eukaryota, Metazoa, Chordata, Actinopteri, Atheriniformes, Atherinopsidae. The record is from the annotation of a GenBank genome assembly.
AUGGAAGAGUUCUUUAUUAAUUCUUACAAGACUUCCAUUUACUGUAUCUGUAGAUUAGACCUUCAUAAGCUCCUCACGAGGCCUCAUGGAGCCGGGGACUCAGCGACUGCUGUGCACCAGGGAGCUCGAUCCAUGCUUGGUUCCCUGCAAACAAUCAUAAAGGGUGGGGAACAUCCCCGCGACAUGAUUGGCAAAUUGAAGCAGAACCUGCUGUUGGCCUGUCUGGUCAUCAGCUCGGUCACCGUCUUCUAUCUCGGCCGUCAUGCCAUGGAGUGCCAUCAUCGCAUCGAAGAGCGCAGCCAGCCGGGCGGAAUCUUGCCUCUGUCGGCGAUCGGGGGCAGCAUGCGCACCACCUUACGGACAGGCCAGAACCUCAGCACGCCAUUUGUUUACAACAAGGACAUGCCGCUUAUAUUCAUAGGUGGCGUGCCCCGAAGUGGGACCACGCUAAUGCGAGCCAUGCUGGACGCCCACCCAGAGGUGCGCUGCGGUGAAGAAACGCGCGUCAUUCCGCGCAUCCUGGCCAUGAAGCAGAUGUGGAGCCGCUCGGGCAGGGAGAAGAUGCGCCUGGAUGAGGCGGGUGUGACGGACGAGGUGCUGGACGCCGCGAUGCAAGCCUUUCUCUUGGAAAUAAUCGUCAAACACGGCGAGCCUGCCAACUUCCUCUGUAAUAAGGACCCUUUUGCACUGAAGUCGCUUUCUUACCUGGCCAAGAUUUUUCCCCGUGCCAAGUUUGUGCUCAUGAUACGCGAUGGAAGGGCCUCAGUCCACUCCAUGAUCUCGCGGAAAGUGACAAUUGCAGGCUUUGACCUGGGCAGCUACCGAGACUGCCUGACCAAGUGGAAUCGGGCAAUUGAGACGAUGUAUACUCAGUGCCUGGAGGCCGCAGACAAAUGUCUACCUGUGCACUAUGAACAGUUGGUCCUGCAUCCUGAAAAAUGGAUGCGGACACUGCUGAAAUUCCUCGACAUUCCUUGGAAUGAAGCGGUCCUCCACCAUGAGGAGCUCAUUGGGAAAGCUGGAGGAGUUUCCCUCUCAAAGGUGGAGAGAUCCACAGAUCAAGUCAUCAAGCCCGUCAACGUGGAGGCCUUGUCCAAGUGGGUGGGAAAGAUUCCCGCUGAUGUGGUGAGGGACAUGGCUGUAAUCGCUCCCAUGCUGUCCAGGCUGGGCUACGACCCACAUGCCAACCCCCCCACCUAUGGUCAGCCUGACCCCAAAGUUCUGGACAACACCAGGAGGGUAAGUUCCAAGCACACAUUUGUGGCAUUUCUGUUGGUUUAA